UUGCAAUCACAAACGUGACUUUUGGGGACCAACAAGCAAUCAGUGAUUCUAAUAAACACACUCUUCUCAUAUAUAUAUGCAAUGCAACAAGCCCUUGCACUACACUUUGUCAUUUUAAUUAACUAGUACGAGCUAGUCUUUUUUAGUUUUUUUUUUUGUUUGAAUUUUCAUAUGCUUCUUUUCAUUCCAUUUUGAUCUCUUUCUUUUAGUCAUUUGAAACAUAACCAAACCCUCAUGCUUGCCGGAAAGAAAACCGCGAAUGCCGUUGGUGGCAAAACGGCAAGGGCUUGUGACAGCUGCGUACGAAAGCGGGCUCGAUGGUAUUGCGCUGCUGAUGAUGCUUUCCUUUGUCAAAGCUGUGACGCCUCGGUUCACUCAGCUAACCAAUUGGCUGGUCGGCAUGAGAGGGUCCUUCUAGAGACCGUGUCCAAGUCCUUUGGUUCAGGCGAGCCAUCGCCUGAACCAACUUGGCACCAAGGGUUCACCCGUCGUGCACGUACCCCAAGACAACGGACUAAAUAUUCUCCCAAGUUAGAAGGAAAGAACGAGGGAGCGAACUCCACGGCUGCUUUAGUUCCUGAGAUUGGCGUUUUAGAAGCAUCGUUGCUUGAUGAUGAGGAAGAAGAAGAACAAGAAGAACUUCUUUAUCGUGUUCCGGUCUAUGAUCCUUUCGAAACUGAGUUAUGUAAUGCUUCUAGUGAAAAAGAUAGGAGCUUGCCUUUUAUAGGGGAAGACAAGAAAGAAGAUGAAGCAUGUAAUUUGGAUGAUCUUCAAGGGUUUGAUCUCCCAAAUGAUGAUUUGGAGUUCUUGGAUUUUGCUGCCGAUGUUGAAAGCUUGUUAGGGAAGGGUUUUAAUGAUACAUCUUGCAGGAUUGAAGAUCUGGGGUUGACCAAUAGCUUUAAAGAUGAUGAAGAUAAUUCUAACUAUAUAGGAGUUUGCUUUGAUGAAAAUAGAGUGAAAGUUGAAGAUAAAGAAGUAGAAGCAAUGUUAGGUUUUGAUUUGGAUGCAACUAGGGAAACACUAGAUCAUUGGGACUUUGAUUAUGAUCAUACCUCCAUGAUGAUUAAAGAGGAGGAGAAGAAAGUGGUGGCGGGAGUCGAGUUGGAGCAUAUGACGAUGGUGUCAAACGAUCAUUGCGACAACAGGAAAAUGAAAACAUCGAGCAUUACUUUGAGGCUUAAUUAUGAAGAUGUGAUCAAUGCUUGGGCUGAUCAAGGCUCUCCUUGGACAAACGGAGCCCGACCAGAAAUCAAUCUUGAUGGUUCCUGGCCUGAUUUCAUGGGCUUUCAAUGGGCGGGAAAUAACAUUCCUUCAUACGGAGGCGUAGGAGGAAGCGAUGGAGGACGAGAAGCAAGAGUGUCAAGGUAUAGAGAGAAAAGAAGAACACGAUUGUUUUCAAAGAAGAUAAGAUACGAAGUGAGGAAGCUUAAUGCUGAGAAAAGGCCAAGAAUGAAAGGAAGAUUUGUGAAAAGAAACCUUUGAAAAACUUCUAGUUAAUUGCUCAACUAAUAUCAUCAAGAUUCAAAGUACAGUACUAGAUCCAUGAACAAAUAGGCUUUGUUCAUUAGUUUGUUGCUUUUCCACUACAAACCUUCAAAAUUUGAUUGUUUUCUUGGCAAGAGGGGGAAGGGGUAAUUAGCUGUUUGAUUUUUCUAGUUGUAUCAAGUAUAUAUGUGGUUUUGUUUCUCCUUUCAUGUGAUCUACGAUGUAUAUGAUUAUAUAUAGAAGCAUAUAUCGUUGCAGCUUGAGUUGAACUACUAAUGCAAA
Helianthus annuus (common sunflower) is the source of this 1767-nucleotide messenger RNA. Its product is annotated as zinc finger protein CONSTANS-LIKE 16. Gene Ontology annotation, cellular component: nucleus. The record is from RefSeq and is a predicted model, not a curated record. The transcript is spliced from 2 exons. Lineage: Eukaryota; Viridiplantae; Streptophyta; Magnoliopsida; Asterales; Asteraceae. Gene Ontology annotation, biological process: regulation of DNA-templated transcription. Bases 235 to 1482 code for a protein of 415 amino acids. Gene Ontology annotation, molecular function: zinc ion binding; protein binding.